This is a messenger RNA of Raphanus sativus (radish), 585 nucleotides long. RefSeq lists its product as uncharacterized. The transcript is spliced from 3 exons. NCBI's taxonomy places the organism in Eukaryota, Viridiplantae, Streptophyta, Magnoliopsida, Brassicales, Brassicaceae. The record is from RefSeq and is a predicted model, not a curated record. Bases 148 to 507 code for a protein of 119 amino acids.
UUGUAUAUGAAGUUCAAAGUGUCCUCCUAAUCCACUUGGGACUAAAGGUCUAUAAACCUAAUUGGACUUGGAAUCAUAUGAUAAUCCUUAUAAAAAAAAAAGUUAUUCACGUGAUAUAGAGGUAUAGCUGAAAAAAAAACUAAGUGCAUGAGCUGUUUAUACGAACAAAAAGUGCAAAGCAUAGGUACAAAAGAUUGCGUGUGUGGAAAGAAGAUGGAGAGCUCAAUAGGGUUUAUGACAGUCUUUGCCGUCUCUGGAACCGUGGUGCUCGUUGCGGCUCAAGUACACAAGCGUCUCUUGUCCUGUUACAUGCAAAAGUUUGAACUUCAGUUUGAUAUGGAGAAUAAGGAGAAGAACAAGAACAAGAAGGAGAAAAAGGUAAGUUUUGCAGAAGAUGUGAUGGAUCCGUCAGGGAACAACAAAGAGUAUCGCCGGAAAAAUAAGAAAUCAAAAUUCGAGGAUGGAGAAAGAAUCAGAAGAAUCUCACAAAAGAGUCAAGUUUUAUAACAAGUCAACUCACAAAAGAGUCAAGUAUUGUUUUCUAAAAUAAUUUCUUUUUUGGUUAAAUCUAAAGUAAUUUCUAUU